This is a messenger RNA of Amoebophrya sp. A120, 1420 nucleotides long. The record is from the annotation of a GenBank genome assembly. Lineage: Eukaryota; Dinophyceae; Syndiniales; Amoebophryaceae.
CUAAGCACAUUCGUUUAGAAUUAUUUUUCUAAGUGCCUCCUAUAGAUUAUAGCAAAGGGGGAGGCCAAGUUCGUUUCACUAUUAUUAUAAUUAUAUUAUCUCCUCGACCGAAAACUCGUUUUUCACGCUUCCUCUUUGAAAAACCUUGAAACAGCAGCUCACUAAUAAUUUUCCCGCGAAGAAACCAAUAGAAACGUCUCGCCUUGUCCGCAUGCUAGGGUCCGAAAAUCACGUGAAAAAGUUAGUUCUCCUCACUACAAAAGGUUCAAAAAGUAGACUUCGCACAGCUCGCCUGGUCCCCAUCUAAAAUUGUACUUUUCACUCACGAGCACAGGGAUUUGUACGAGUAUAACUGUAACAAAAAAGCUAGUUCUCAGUCGAGGUUUACUUUUUAUCAGCGUUUUUUUUAUUUUUUGAGUACAGGUAGUGGCCCACUAUAGCUCUCUUUCGUCUUUUCUCUUUCCACUAGUCCGUCCAGCUCUAUCUAUCUAUCUCUCACUGGGGGUCUGUUGAGUUUCUCUCCAAAAAACUGUUGCACCGCCGCACCAACGAGUGCGAGCAUACCGAGCGGUAAUAUUCUGAUCUGAUUCUAGGACCUGUUUUCAACCCUCGCAGUGUUUGUCUCGUCGUGUCGUGUGCGUAAAAUCGAAGACCUUGGCUGCGCUUCGAUGUAUUCGUCGGGCAAGUAGAUCACAGAAGAUUUUCUACGGUUUCAGUUCGAGCUGCAGCGUGUCGCGGUCUUCAACUCGUACUACGAAAAGACGCGAAACACUGCUCCAUCUGCGAAAACGACUAAUCCUUGAAGCGCGGCCCGUUUCUAGCCGUCGCCCGGAAACAAGUUUUGUGCCCGCGCUGCAAAGUCUGUCAGUGUGGGGACGGUGCACUGCAACUGCGAAAAGAGCCACCAUGCAAUAACUAGAAAGCAGCUACGUUUUAAGCAGUCCGACAACAACCGGAAAAGGCUAGCCAAAGAGCUAGCGUGGAGCAUUUUUUUUUUUGCUCCACAGCAAAGUCAAUGUGAAAAACGAAUUAUAAAUCCGUCCAAAAUCUUCUUCUACAUCUCCAAAACCGAAAGCAAGCGAAACAGCUCGCGCUACUGGUGUUCUUGUGAGCACCGCGGUGGCGAUCUAGGCAAAUGGCUGCUGUUCAAAAGAAACGCCUCCUUGACCUUGUGUUUGGAACCUGGAAUGUAAAUGGCUUGGGGUUGAAAGCCAAGGACGACGUAAAAAAGAAGAGCAUACUACUGGAAGCACAACUACACGGGAUCCUUUGUCUUGCGAUCGCGGAGACAAAGGGAACAAAAACGGGGGAGGAGACAGCAGGAGACUGGAAAAUUUACCACGCAGGGGGGCAAAAAUGCAACGCGGGGGUAGCGAUAGCAGUGAGCAACAAAUUCCCCGGGCAGGUCGUGGAUUGGCGG